AUGUCGAACCCUUAUUCCGCAUUGACUAAGUCCGGAUCGCCGGCUACCGUACAAGACAUUGACGCGGCAGCACGGCGACCCGUCACCGGCCGCCGGCGCGAGAAAGCCCAGCUGUCGUGCAACCUCUGCCGGCGUCGCAAGUCGCGAUGUGACCGCAAGCAGCCAUGCUCUAUUUGCUCAGCACGAGGUCUUGUAUGCACGUAUGCGGAUAGCAAAGCAGCACAUAGAUUGAUGCCCAAACCACCGCCCACCGCAAUGCCCAGUAUGCACGAUCGCCUCGUCCAGCUAGAGCGCCUGGUGCUCUCGCUGAAGUCGGGGUCGGACCCGGUCAAGAGUUCCAUAUCAACCCCAUCCUCCGGACCGAUAGGCGGCGUUGAGCCAUCAGAUGCACCAGGCUCACAAGCAUCCCUGCCGACAGAUACGCGGUCUGAGUGCGGGAGCAUGUUCAUUACCUCCUCGGAGUUCCGUUAUGUCGGAGGCGACCACUGGGUCGCCAUCCUGGAUAGUAUAGCCGACCUCAAAGCCCAACUCGACAGGGACGAGCACCUCAGGCUAUCAGAUGAGGAUGAUAGCCACACUAACGACAUUGGCAAUGCCCAAUCGCGCCAUGCGCUCCUACUCUACGGAAAUGGACAGUCGGCUUCGCGCGUCGAGAUUCUCACAGCGCUACCGCCAAAGACUGCGGUGGACCGCUACAUCUCCCGAUAUUUUAACCGCUUGGAUUCGGUUGCUGUGUCCGUUCAUGGACCUAGCUUUCUUCGAGAGUACGAAGCUUUCUGGGACGACCCAACCCACGUGCCGAUAGCCUGGAUCGGUCUCCUGUUCGGCAUGAUUUGCCUCGCCAUAAUGAUCUCGGACUGUACCGACCCACAAGACACCUCUGAACAGACCUUGCAAGUAGACCUCUACCGCGAGAAGAUCGUCCAAUGCCUCUUCACGGCCGAAUAUACCAGCCCAGGCCCUUACGUGCUCGAGACGACGUGCCACUACGUCUACAUCGAGUUCGUCCUCCACGCCGACGCGAACAAGGACGUCUGGCUCCUGCUCUCCCUCGCCGUCAACCUGGCCAAGCGCAUGGGUUACCACCGUGAUCCCGCCCACUUCCCGGGCAUAUCUCCCCUGCAGGCCGAGCUGCGCCGCCGGCUGUGGAGCACAGUGCUGAUGAGCGACGUGCUCGUGUCAAGCCAGAUGGGCAUGCCGCGCAUGGUUUCAGACUUGCAGUAUGAUGCCGCUGAGCCGCGGAACCUGAAAGAUAAUGACUUGGACGGGCUUACGGACAAUGCCGAGCUGCCACCGGCAAGGCCAGAGACAGAGUACACGCCUACCCUGAACCUCAUCGCACGGAGACGGGUGUCAAUUGCCCUCGGCGCCGUGCUGGACCUCACCACAGCCGUCAAGCCGUGCACUCACGCCGAAGUUAUGCGUGCCGACGGCAUCCUUCAUGCCGCAGCGGCGCAGAUUCCGCUGCCGCUGAAGCCGAAGUCUAUAGCCGCCAGCGUGACCGAGCCGCCGCAACAGAUCUUUGCACGCCUUUUCCUCCAGCACUUGCUGUACAAAGGGCAGAUCAUAUUGCACCGGCGGUUUCUUUUCGCCCGUGACGUCCAAACCUCAGACGACUUGUCUUACUCACGAAAGUCUUGCCUCGACGCGGCCCUCGGCACGCUCGAGAUACAGCACCUGCUCGACGAGGAGACGCAGCCCGCCGGGGUGCUCUACGCCAUGCGCCGGCGCGUGACGAGCAGCAUGAACCACCUCUUUCUUACAGCCACGGUGAUUCUGUGCUCGCUGCUGGACAGACGGCAGAUGUUGGGGAGGGAAGAGGACAUGCUGGCCGCGUUGAGGAGGGCUAGGGCGAUCUGGGUCAGGAAGAGCGACGGGUCAAGAGAGGCGAAGAAGGCGGCUGAGACGGUGAGUAUCGUGCUCGCAAGGGUUGGGGAGGGUGGUGCUGCAGACGAGGAUGAUGGCGACGCUGCGAUACUUGACCUUGGGAGCGAUUUCAGUACUGGUCCGGGUGCGCAUGGCAUGUUUCGCGAAACCGUGGAGCCUGCACUUCUGGGGACACUCGACCAGCAGAGCCAAAAUCUCGCUUUCAGUAUGACUGAUGUGGACAUGGGCGCGGAACUGGAUGAUUGGAUGUUUAUGAAUGCGCCUGGCACGAAUUGGCAGUAG
Messenger RNA from Capronia coronata CBS 617.96, 2169 nucleotides. RefSeq lists its product as uncharacterized. The coding region runs from base 1 to 2169 and encodes 722 amino acids. Gene Ontology annotation, cellular component: nucleus. The record is from RefSeq and is a predicted model, not a curated record. Gene Ontology annotation, molecular function: zinc ion binding; DNA binding; DNA-binding transcription factor activity, RNA polymerase II-specific. The transcript has 4 exons. Gene Ontology annotation, biological process: regulation of DNA-templated transcription; DNA-templated transcription. NCBI's taxonomy places the organism in Eukaryota, Fungi, Ascomycota, Eurotiomycetes, Chaetothyriales, Herpotrichiellaceae.